CGUUUCUGCACUGUGCACUAUUCUCAACGUUGACGGCGCUCUUCAAAUUUCAACACGUUGUCUUUCGAGUUUUGUUCCAACUUGGUCGGUGCUGAGAGAAGUUUGGAUUGUUCAGAUUCAUAUUGUUGUUCCGACAAGUAUGGAGGCGGCAUUGGAUUUAAGCGUCAUUUCUCCCAAAUCACAAAAGGCUGCAGACUUCUUCCGUGACCUAGUGAGUGAAAUCCUACCUGAUCUCCUCGGACAUGUUGAGGGAGUCUCUAACCAGGACCGAGCCGACAGAGUGAAGCAGGCUCUACAAAACAUCUCAAGGACAUACAGAUGCAAACUCGGCAAUACCGACACAUGGUCGAGGUCUGAGUGGGACAAUGCUGCCAACCGCUGUGCCUACGUGUUUCUGUACUACAUGCAUCAUUGCCACAUGGUGUACGUAGCCCUACAGCCACUCCUGGAGAAAUCGCUAUCGCAUGUUGUCCAAAGAUGGCGGCAGAUGAAGUAUCUCCAGGUGUGUUGCAUCGGUGGCGGGCCUGGGCCUGACCUUGUGGGCCUGACUAAGUUUCUCAGGGACACUGAUGUUGUUCCGGUGGGCAUGCUGAAGUGCAGCGUCAUCGAUGCCUUUCCCAGCUGGAAAACUACCUGGGAUGCGAUUCGAGAGAAACUCCCGGAUCCGUUUCCUGUGAAUUACUUCCGGUGUGAUCUCGUGAGGGAUACUGCAAUUGAGCCGGAUGUACUGGACAUCAUCCGCAGGGUUGACCUGGUGACCCUGGUCAAGUGCUUCUCAGCUGUGGCUGCCUUCAUGCGAGAUGAUCCAAGGAGGAGCUCUGUCUUCCAGGCAAUCCUGAGAGAGCUGAAGCCUGGAGCAGUCGUUCUGUACAUCGACAACGAGAAGAAUCAAGAGACGUGGCAGUGCUUCAGUGAAAUCACCCGCAUGGCUGGACUUGAUGUCUUACACGAGUGGCACGGAAAGCCAGUAAUACCUUCCGGGGAAGAUUCCGCCAUCAUCCAGAAUUAUUCCAGUGCUCUGGAGCUGCGACCUAUGCAAUCUUGUGUCGUGUCUGUUGUGCUUCUCCGCAAGAACAGGCCCACUCUGUCUCUUGUGAGAACCACCGAUCCAAACAAGCCGGCCGUAGUUACCCACCCAGGGGUGCCCAGUCGAAAUCCGUAUCUUGAGACCAGAUUGUUUAACCAACCAGAUACGAAUGCCAUGCACGUAAAUGGUCAUCUCCAAGUAGAGUGGCCUUACCGUAAGCUGUCAAAACAGCAGCAACAGUCCACCGGCAUAUAUGCAGGUGGGGAUAACAUCAUAGUGAAUGGUUUGCCAUCACAGAAGUAGCUGUUCUAAAUGUGCAGUUGCUUUGACGGUCUUUCACUUUGAUGCUUAGUUCUUGACACAACGUCAGGAUUUGUGAUCUCAGAAUAGUCGUGAAUAGGAGCAGCAACAAUUUCAGUUUUACAUCAGUCACUGAUGCAGAGACUCCCUUACAAAGCUCUUGCCAUUUCAAACUUGCAGCACUUGACAGUCAAUAAACAGAAAAACCAAUUGCAAGAUCGCUUACGACCAAGUUAAAAGUGGCCGGCCUUUUCCAUGUGUGCCGUUUCGAUGAGGAUAAAGAUUUCUAAACUACUAAACGAUGGAUCUGUGAAACUCAAGUUUAUCGGGCAAGACAAGUUAUCAUCCAGAUGGAUUGUCUCAUAAAUUUGAGAUUCAUUGGCAUCUGUAGUAUGUUGUGUUUCUUCCGAGUUUUAUGUCAGUUUUACUAAAUAACCAAGCAAUAAAUCAAAUUUUUAUUUUAAUCCAUCAUCGGUGAUGCGACGUAAUGAUAAAACUAGGGCUUUACAAUGUAUUUGAAAAAAA
Messenger RNA from Patiria miniata (bat star), 1852 nucleotides. RefSeq lists its product as uncharacterized. The transcript is spliced from 2 exons. The record is from RefSeq and is a predicted model, not a curated record. NCBI's taxonomy places the organism in Eukaryota, Metazoa, Echinodermata, Asteroidea, Valvatida, Asterinidae. Bases 140 to 1330 code for a protein of 396 amino acids.